CAUCGAAUCCACGAACCUCAACUUCAUACUCGACAACAGUCGUCACCCGCCACCACUCGCAGCGACGUCAUUGGUGACUCCCGAACCCGUCAUAUCGAUCCAGUUGAUUUAUUGGUUCACCUGCGGUCGGCCCUGCCGGACGCGCUGCCAUGGCUUCUCUGGGAGCGUAUAUCAACAAAAAAGUGUUGAUCAUCACUGCCGAUUCAAGAAUACUGGUCGGCGAGCUCACGGCGGCCGACAACUCCACGAAUCUAGUCCUCAAGAGCGCCGUAGAGCGCAUUAUCCGAGAACCAGACGACGACGAGGCUUCGACCGUGAUCCCGCUCGGGCUAUACCUUGUGCGUGGAGACAAUGUGUGCUCCAUUGGGUUGGUGGACGAGAAGCUCGACGACAGCAUCAAUUGGACAGAGGUGAAAGGCUCACCGAUAGGCGGAAUCAAGCACAUAUGAUACGCGAAGAAAGUGACAACAAGCGAAAUGUUGCAUAGAGCAGGAAAACUACGACUGGCAUUAUUGUGGCGUUGGGGAGCAAAACUGAGAAAAUCAUUUCAAACUGGAGGACCUGUAGUUGUCUAUUUGUUAGGGGUAUGAAUUCUGCCCUAGAUAGCCGAAACUA
Molecule: messenger RNA, 615 nt
Organism: Emericellopsis atlantica
Lineage: Eukaryota; Fungi; Ascomycota; Sordariomycetes; Hypocreales; Bionectriaceae
Product: LSM domain-containing protein
Exons: 3
Coding region: 150-449 (99 amino acids)
Biological process (GO): mRNA splicing, via spliceosome
Cellular component (GO): U6 snRNP; precatalytic spliceosome; U4/U6 x U5 tri-snRNP complex
Molecular function (GO): RNA binding
Source: RefSeq, a predicted model, not a curated record